Paramecium tetraurelia is the source of this 912-nucleotide messenger RNA. RefSeq lists its product as uncharacterized. Lineage: Eukaryota; Ciliophora; Oligohymenophorea; Peniculida; Parameciidae. Gene Ontology annotation, cellular component: nucleus. The record is from RefSeq and is a predicted model, not a curated record. Gene Ontology annotation, biological process: regulation of DNA-templated transcription. The transcript is spliced from 3 exons.
AUGAAAAAACGCUUUCUCAAAUUAUAGGAACGAAGAAUAUACAAAGUUUGUUUCUGUAUAAAUUAUGUAAAAUAACUAUUCAUUAAAAAGUAAUUGUUUAAAGACAUGCAGUAAGUAAAUUUUGAGAAUCAAAUUUAAAAAAGUAAGGAGUGGUCUACAUUGCCUUAUGAUCAAUUCAAUAAAAAUAAAAUUGAGAGCAAUUUAGAGCAUGAGGGAGUGGAAUUGCCUCCACCUUAACUUAUGAAUAUGAUGAGCUACUUGUCAGAUAAGUUCGAGGAAGAGUUAGAAUCCCCGAUUAACAUUAAGUUACAAACAGAGAACCAUUAGAACCAAUAAGAAGAUGUUUAAAUCGAUAAAAACAUUGAAGGGCCUAUCAUUUAAAUUUAAGUUUAGCCAUCGAAACCUGAUGAUCAUUUCAUUUCUACUUUAGAACAAAGAAGUAGAAGAAUACGCAAAUAAAACAUAAAUGCUAAUUUGCAAAGAAACUAUGAGUAUAAUUAGGAAUCUGAUCUAAAUUCCCAAUCUAAUGAACACACUAUGAAUCCUUGUAAUUGCUCUAAGUCUAAUUGUCUUAAGUUGUACUGUCAAUGUUUCCAUUAAAAUAAACAAUGUACGGAGCUUUGCAAAUGUUUGGAUUGCAAGAAUUGUGAUUAUCAUACCUAAGUUAGAUAGACGGCAUUAGAGAAAAUUAAGAUGAAGUCCUAGAGAUAAAAACAUGAUAAUGAUCUCUUUGACCUAUCCAAAGUGUGGGGUUGCAAAUGUUAAAAAUCCCAAUGUUAAAAAAACUAUUGUGAAUGUUUUAGGAGAAAUCAAAAAUGUAAUUCAAGUUGUAGAUGCAAGGAUUGUGCUAAUAAGAAAAAAAUACCAAAUUAAUUUAAGAAAAAGAAGAAAUUUGAAACUGCUACCAAUUGA